Molecule: messenger RNA, 1446 nt
Organism: Rhodotorula graminis WP1
Lineage: Eukaryota; Fungi; Basidiomycota; Microbotryomycetes; Sporidiobolales; Sporidiobolaceae
Exons: 2
Coding region: 1-1446 (481 amino acids)
Source: RefSeq, a predicted model, not a curated record
AUGCCCGCCUCGUACAGCUCGCUGCCAGAAGAGGUCAUCAGCCACAUCGCCGACAUGGUGCACGCGCAAGACGGCGCGUUCGACCAGCUCGCCCUCAAGCGCGGCACGACCUCACUGCAAGCCUCGAGCAUCGGCAAGAAGCGCGCGAUCGAGGACGAGGACGCCACGAACCCGCUCGAGGGGCGCUGGUCGCCCGUGUACGGGCGCGGCAUCCGCGCGCUCGUCCAGCUCGACCGCCGCACUCGCUCGCACGCCCUCAAGCACCUCUACAAGACUAUCACCGCCAAGCAGGCCGCCUCCGACUUUUGCCGGUACGCCGUCCUCGGCGAGCAAGUCGGCAGCCUCGUCCGCGAGGUCGACCUCGACCUCGACCCGUCCCACGACACCGACCCGUUCUCGCUCGCGUGUGCCCUGCGCAAACUCAAGAACCUGUCGAGCAUCAUCGUCGACGGCGCCGCCCUCGAGCUCGCCUUCCCGCACGUCUUUCCGCCAGAGCGCGAGCCGGACGAGGCCGACAAGCUCCUCGGCCUCGGCAUCCUCGACGCGCUCGGGCGCGUCAAGUCGCUGACCGCCCUCUCGGUCGACGACAAGGUCCUGGCGUGCGCCCUGAGCGGCACGCGUUCGGCUACCCUGUCCCGCCUGUCGAUCGACAACUCGUCGUCGCUCGUGCCCCUCGACGACCAGCUCGUCGCAGCCCUGAACGGCCUGCAGUCGCUCGUCGAGCUCAACGUGGGCGACAUGUCGUCACCCUUGUGGCUGAGCAUGGAACAGCGCGUCCGACUCGAGCACGUCAAGAAACUCACGGUCGGUCGUGCCGGCGUCGAGGCGUACUACCACGAGGUCCUGCUUCUCGCGCACCACAUCACGCCGCAAGCACGCACCCUCUGCAUCGUGUUCACCCUGUCCGAGUCGGCGUUAGAUCUGGCCCUACCAGAGCCUCUCCUCCCGACGCUUCGCGUCCUCGACAUCCAGCACGCCCAGGACGAGUUCGCCGCCUGCCACGAGAGCCGCCUUUCCGCACUCGAACACCUCCACAUCGCCUUCGAUUGCCCCGUCUCGGUCUUCCCGUACAAAGUCGACUACCUCCCGCCCGCGCCGACCGCUCUGCGCAGGAUCACCCUCUCGUACCCCUCCCUCAAGCGCCUCACUCCGCCCGCCGCGCUCCUCGCCUGCUGCACCUUCCUCAACAUACACCUCUCGGUCCAUCGCCGCCUCGCCUCGCCUGAGGCGUUCACGGCCAGUCGCGUCGUGACGGUCGGCGCCGGCGAGCAGGCCGCCAACGUCGUCGCGCCGAGCCGGUCGCAGGCCCUCGCGCUCGAGGAGACGCUCACGUGGGCGCGCAACCGCGCGAGGUGGCUGCGCGAGACGGGCGACGGGCCGGGCCUGCAGGAGCUCGCCGUCGCGGCCGUGCGGCUCCGCGAGCGGCACCUCUUGCACGAGUCGUGA